AUGGCUGAUGAUAAUAUAACAUUAAUAUCUCCGAUUUCUAUCCCACAAAAUUCUGUCGAAGUCAUCGAUGCUGAUGAAGAGGUCUUUUUCUUAUAUACUGAAGGAUGUCCUUUAGAAUGGAAACACGAACAAAUUAUGUCACAAAAGGAUGCUUAUAUAGAUGUUAUGAUCGAUGAUCAAUUGAUUAUAAAAAUUGCACAAAACCAAUCACUCCUUUCUGUAAAUGGUACAACAGGAACGGUUGUUUGGAAUUCAAGUAUAAUGCUUUCAAAAUUUAUGUUCACCCAUCGAAGUUGGUUGAACCUUUCAGCCGAUAAAACAAAAAUCUUGGAAUUAGGUUCUGGAUGUGGUUUAACUGGUAUUUCAUUAGCUGCCACUUUGGUGAAGCUUAUAGCACUAACAGAUCAGGCAACAAUGUUGCCUCAUUUAUGGAAGAAUGUUAAAAGAAAUUUGGAUCGCAAUUUAAUUUCAUCAAAAGUUUUAGUUGUUGAAUUGGCUUGGGGUGAAGAAAUUGACAGAGAUAUUUUGUCAGAGCAUUGGGAUUAUAUUAUUGCAAGUGAUUGUAUUUAUAAUGAGUUUAUUGUUAAUGCAUUUGUUGAAACUUUAGCUAGAUUAUGUAAUAAUAACAAAUUUGCGAAGCAGAUUCAUGAAGAAAGUUUACAAAAUGAUAAUAAUGAAAGGAUACAACCUACUAUAGCUAUUAUUGCUAUGGAGCUAAGAUCUGAAAUUGUUCAUCUUGAAUUUCUUAAAGAGAUGAAACGUAAAAAUUUUAUUAUGUGGCGAUUACCAAAUACUAUGCUAGGAUCUGACUUUGAAAAGGGUUAUGCUGCAUAUAUUGCUUGGACUAAGGAUUCAUUAAUAUAUAAUUGA
This is a messenger RNA of Racocetra persica, 870 nucleotides long. The record is from the annotation of a GenBank genome assembly. Lineage: Eukaryota; Fungi; Glomeromycota; Glomeromycetes; Diversisporales; Gigasporaceae.